AUGGUGAAGGACACCAAGUUCUACGACGCGCUGGGCGUCUCACCCGACGCCAGCGAGGCACAGCUCAAGACCGCAUACAAGAAGGGCGCACUGAAGCACCACCCCGACAAGAACGCACACAACCCAGACGCCGAGGAGAAGUUCAAGGAGAUCUCAAAAGCCUACGAAACCCUAGCAGAUCCUCAAAAACGCCAGCUAUACGAUCAGUAUGGCGAAGAGGGUCUCGAGCAAGGCGGCAUGGGCGGUGGCGGCAUGAACGCUGAAGAUCUCUUCUCGCAAUUCUUCGGCGGCGGCGGCGGUAUGGGAGGCAUGGGUGGCUUCGGUGGCAUGUUUGGCGGAGGCAUGAGGGACACCGGUCCCAAGAAGGCGAGGACGAUCCACCACGUGCACAAGGUCUCUCUUGAGGAUAUUUACCGCGGCAAGGUUUCGAAGCUGGCGCUGCAGAAGAGCGUCAUCUGCCCCAAGUGCGACGGCCGCGGCGGCAAGGAGGGCGCGAUGAAAACUUGCACAGGCUGUAACGGUCAGGGUAUGAAGACGAUGAUGCGCCAGAUGGGUCCCAUGAUCCAGCGAUUUCAGACUGUGUGCCCCGACUGCAAUGGCGAGGGUGAGAGCAUCCGUGAGAAGGACAAGUGCAAGCAGUGCAACGCGAAGAAGACGAUCAUUGAGCGAAAAGUGCUGCAUGUGCACGUCGACCGAGGUGUCCAAAGCGGGACGAAACUCGACUUCAGAGGCGAGGGUGACCAGAUGCCGGGAGUUCAGCCGGGUGACGUGCAGUUUGAGAUCGAGCAGAAGCCACACGAGAGAUUCCAGCGCAAGGGUGACGACCUGUUCUUCCAUGCCGAGAUCGACCUCCUGACUGCCCUGGCUGGCGGCGCAAUCUACAUUGAGCAUCUGGACGAACGAUGGCUGACAGUCGACGUCAUGCCCGGAGAAGUGAUCUCACCAGGCGAGGUUAAAGUCAUCCGCGGCCAAGGCAUGCCAUCUUACCGCCACCACGACUUCGGCAACCUCUACGUGCAAUUCGACGUCAAGUUCCCAGAAGCCAUCAGCGGCCCACCAGGCGAAGACGGCUACCCCACCUCGAUGACAGCGCAGCAGAUCAAGGCUCUCGAGAGCGUACUGCCGCCACGGAAACCACAAGCGAUCCCACCGCCAGAUGCGAUGACCGAGGACUACGCCCUCGAGAAGGUCGACCCGAUGUCAGAAGGUCAAAGAGCGUCGAAGAUGCACAUGGAUGAGGAUGAGGAUGAGAUGGGCGGCGGCGAACGGGUGCAGUGCGCGAGUCAGUAA
This is a messenger RNA of Saxophila tyrrhenica, 1290 nucleotides long. It is a transcript of the gene YDJ1, whose product is annotated as Type I HSP40 co-chaperone. The coding region runs from base 1 to 1290 and encodes 429 amino acids. Gene Ontology annotation, cellular component: cytoplasm; nucleus; cytosol. The transcript has 2 exons. Gene Ontology annotation, biological process: response to heat; protein refolding. The record is from RefSeq and is a predicted model, not a curated record. NCBI's taxonomy places the organism in Eukaryota, Fungi, Ascomycota, Dothideomycetes, Mycosphaerellales, Extremaceae. Gene Ontology annotation, molecular function: ATP binding; Hsp70 protein binding.